AUGGUUAAACCGGAUGGAAAGUCCACUUCGGUGGUCACUCUGAGCGAGACUUAUCCAAAAGAGCGCGCAAAGAAUUAUGGCACCCUAGAACCACGUGGGGAAAGUACCGAAAAGAACAACCCUUUUCUGGACCCCGAGGUUGCAGAAUACUGGCGUGGGGUAUACGAAAAAGCGCAAUAUGAAUGUCGGGAUGUGUUUGAUCCUGAUCUGACGUGGACUGAGGAGGAAGAAAGACUCUUAGUUCGCAAACUCGACUGGAGAAUUUGCUUAUGGGCUUGUGUCAUGUUCUUCGCACUCCAAGUCGAUCGAGGGAACCUUGUUCAGGCGGUCUCCGAUACUUUCCUGGCCGAUCUGAAGCUUAACACGAAUGAUUACAACUAUGGUAACAUCAUCUUCCGAGUCUCAUUUCUUGUCGCAGAGCUACCAUCGCAGCUCAUCUCAAAGAAGAUUGGACCAGAUCGCUGGAUUCCCAUUCAGAUGGUGCUAUGGUCGGUAGUUGCGAUCUCACAAUGUGCCCUGACCGACCGGAAGACAUUCUUCCUCACACGUAGCUUGCUGGGUAUCUUGGAGGGUGGUUUCAUUCCGGAUAUCGUGCUGUGGCUGUCUUAUUUCUAUACCUCUCGCGAGCUUCCAAUUCGUCUAAGCUUUUUCUGGACGUCGCUCUCCGUGACAACAAUCGUGACAUCUCUGUUGGCCUUUGCCGUCUUCCACCUUAGUGGUGUUCAUGGCUGGGCAGGCUGGCGAUGGCUCUUCCUCAUCGAAGGAUUAAUUACCCUCUCUAUCGGUCUAGCAUCAUUCUUUAUGAUGCCCGCAUCGGCAGUCCAAACCAAAACAUGGUUCAGACCAAAUGGAUGGUUCACCGAUCGUGAAGUCUCAAUUGUGGCUAAUCGUGUCCUCCGCGAUGACCCGUCCAAGGGCGACAUGCAUAAUCGGCAAGCCGUAACUCCUCAAAGACUCUGGAGUGCGAUUAAAGACUACCACAUGUGGCCGAUUUAUUUCAUCGGAGUGGUUGCAUACAUCCCUCAAUCACCUCCGAGCUCAUACAUCACGCUUACUCUGCGCUCACUCGGUUUCAACAAGUUCAACACAAAUCUACUCACGAUUCCAGCGAAUGUGUUCCAUAUCGGCAAUCUACUUUUGAUCACCUGGGUAUCAAGUCGUCUCAAUCAGUGGUCAUUGGUUGCUAUGUUCCAGGCUCUAUGGACGCUUCCAUGCUUGCUUACACUCCGAUUCUGGCCUGAUGUUAUGUCCAAUGCCUGGGGAACGUACGCGGUGGUGACAGUAUUGCUAAGCUACCCAUAUUGUCACGCCAUCGUGGUCGCAUGGGUAUCCAGGAAUGCCAAUAACGUCGGGAAUCGCUCGGUGGCAGCUGCACUUUACAACAUGUCGGUGCAAGCAGGAGACGUUGCUGCUUUCUUCAUCUACAGAGAAGAUGAUAAGCCCAAAUACCGAAGGGGUAAUACUGAUUUGAUUGCGAUCAAUAUCCUGGCAAUCGUGCUAUUCGUCGCGGCCAAAGCAUACUAUGUGUUCCAAAACCGGAGGCGGGACAGGAUCUGGAAUGCGAUGUCUGAACAAGAACGGAAUGAUUAUAUCCGAGAUACUAAGGAUCAAGGAAGCAGCCGAUUGAAUUUCCGGUUUGCGCACUGA
This is a messenger RNA of Penicillium cataractarum, 1647 nucleotides long. RefSeq lists its product as uncharacterized. The transcript is spliced from 7 exons. Lineage: Eukaryota; Fungi; Ascomycota; Eurotiomycetes; Eurotiales; Aspergillaceae. The record is from RefSeq and is a predicted model, not a curated record. Gene Ontology annotation, molecular function: transmembrane transporter activity. Gene Ontology annotation, biological process: transmembrane transport. Gene Ontology annotation, cellular component: membrane. The coding region runs from base 1 to 1647 and encodes 548 amino acids.